Messenger RNA from Ctenopharyngodon idella (grass carp), 5202 nucleotides. RefSeq names its product solute carrier family 25 member 47a (gene slc25a47a). Gene Ontology annotation, cellular component: mitochondrion. Bases 1741 to 2793 code for a protein of 350 amino acids. Gene Ontology annotation, biological process: transmembrane transport. The record is from RefSeq and is a predicted model, not a curated record. Lineage: Eukaryota; Metazoa; Chordata; Actinopteri; Cypriniformes; Xenocyprididae. Gene Ontology annotation, molecular function: transmembrane transporter activity. The transcript has 5 exons.
AUAGUUUAUUUAAAGUCUGUUUGUCAGCUAAUCUGGUUGAAUUACAUGAUAGAUAAGUAUUAGAAUUGCUGAUUUGAGAGAAUAUAUGUUAAACUGCUUUAGGUGUUUGUUUUUGAGACUAUAGAGAUAAUGUAGGCUAUAUUGCAUACAAUCAACUUAGUGUUUAUUUAUUUGUUUAGCAUAAAAGCAAGUUGGUGCACACAAGCCUACAUUGAGUAAGGCUCGCAGACCUGGCUGUUAACGCGAUCGCGACCCGGGUUCGAAUCCGCCUUUUGCCGACCUCGCAUUUAUUUUCAAUAAAAAUGAAAAUAAUGUUCUAAAAGUGGAAAUAACCUGCGAAUGAGUGUACAAAAAUACUGAGGUGCAAAUAGUAUCUGCCAAUAUGAAGUAUAGAUAGCAUCUAAUUACUAUUUACUCUUAUUGCAAAGAACUGAUACUUUUACAUGGUGUAAAUAGAAUCUAUUGCUAUUUUCAUUUAGUGUAAAUAGCAUAUUGCUAAGAAUAUGCUGCUAUUUUCACUUAGUGUAAAUAGCCGCUGCCUAAAAAAUAUGCAUUGUUUUACUGAAAAUGCACCAUUGGAAAUGGAUGUACAGAGGUGGAGAGUUUCUGUACACUUAAAGUGCUUCGAUUUAACCAUUUCCUGGAUGCAAUAUAACGCAUACAGCAAUGAAUGAGUUAAAACUAGUGAAUCUAUUCUCAGCUCAGUAGUUUGACUACUCGCUUGGCUUUAAUACCUGGGAAAUUAUUAUUACACCAUCACUACACGCAUGUGUAAAAACUGCCAAAUAUUUUCCAAUUUUGGUUUCUUUCUUUGAGACAAAAACCUCUAAAACUGGGUUAAGACACAAAUGUUAAUGUUUAACACAAAUUAGAUGUCCGUCAGACGCUUUUAGAACCUUUUAGGGGUUCCAUCAUGGGAUCAAUUUAUGGAUUUAAUUCCAAUUUAUUAAUUUUGUUUGAAUUAAUUUUUUUAAAUUGUAAUUAAAUUGUAUGAAUUAAACAGCUUCAUCGCUAGAAAAAAUUGAAAUAACCCGUUAAACAUGUAAGUAUCACGCAAUCAUUUAAGACAUUUCUCCUUAUAUGGAACUUUUUUGGCAUAAAGGGUUCUUAACUGUCGGUGAAAUCGCACUGCUUUACCAUGGAAAAGGUACUUAAAUUCCUUUUAGCAGGCUCCUCCCCCUAGUGGGCGGUGUCACGUUUUACAUUACGAAAUUUACUACACUAUUUUAUAAUCAACUUUUUCCCUAAUCUUGAACAUAUCGUUGAGACUAUUUGGUGGCUGUUUUGUGAUAGAAGUGAUAUUGUGACAAAAAAUUGUAUUAAGUUAGGAGAACACGUCAAACGCAUCACCCAGUGGCUAUUUGUGGUACUGCGCUUAAACAAAAUCUCACAGGAACUUCAAUUUUUGUGAUAUCAACUUCAAAUUUGGAUAGACAUAUGGCUUUUAUUUUAUAGCAUUUUUAGAGUAAAAUUAUUUUGUAAAGUGUAUGAUUUGUAUAACAGUAAAUUUAACCUUUUUUACACUUUAAUGUUUUGAAGUGCUUUAAAACGAGACCAACUUUAAGUAUUCCAAGGCAUUCAUGAAUGUUUGGAUAGUGCGUCUUCACAUCUAUGCUCAGAAAUGACAGUUAAGGGGUUAAAAUUGAGUCAAGAACCCAUGGACUUCCUUAUCUAACCCAUCUAUCUGAAGUCUUCUACCUCUAGUAAUGAUCUGAUGAGUUGAAUCAGGUGUGUUUGGUUAUGAGUAGUUUGAACAUGUUGAUGUGCUUCCAGGAACAGGGCUGGGAAACUUUGGUUAACGAUGGUUCUUUUCAGCAGCUCCUCCCAAACGUAUUAUUUAGAACUUGUUUUGCAUCAAUUAUUGGAAACUUAUACAAACGAUUGAUAUUGGUAUGUCUGGAGACUGAACAAUCCAGUUUGAUUCACUGUUGUUUUACAGGAGCAUGUGGAGUGGCGGUCGGUUAUCCACUGGAUACUGUGAAAGUCAGAAUCCAAACUCAGAAACAGUUCACUGGAAUCUGGCAGUGCGUCGUAACGACCGUCAAAAAAGAAGGGGUUCAUGGCUUCUUUAAGGGAAUGGCUUUGCCUGUCACCACUAUAUCCAUGACAUCCUCUGUGGUGUUCGGCACUUACCGGAACUGUCUGCAGUGUUUCGGUCAGCUCCGCGGGAUCGGCGCUCCCAUCUCCAAGCUAGAUAUUUUCCUGUCAGGCAUGGCGGGUGGCGUGGCACAGAUCUCUGUGAUGUCACCUGGCGACAUUGUGAAAGUUCGUCUUCAGUGUCAGACCGAGCGCAAGAGCAGCGGAUUCAGUCAUGGCAAACCCAAAUACAGCGGCCCGAUCCACUGCCUGCUGACCAUCGCUAAAGAGGAGGGAGUUUUAGGACUUUACAGAGGAGCUCUUCCUCUGGCCUUCAGGGACGGUCCGUCAUUCGCCACCUACUUCCUGACGUACAACACGCUGUGUUCACAACUAACUCCAGCAGGGCAGAAAGAGCCAGAGUGGGCCGCGGUGCUGCUGGCCGGUGGAGUUGCAGGAAUGGCCGGCUGGUCCGUCGGGACGCCCAUGGAUGUGAUCAAAGCCCGUCUGCAGAUGGACGGAGUGCGAGAGGAGAAGAGAUACAGAGGACUCGUUCACUGCCUCACCGAGACCGUGCGGAACGAAGGUCCAGGGAUUUUCUUCAAAAGUCUGGGAAUAAACUGCUUGCGGGCGUUUCCCGUUAACAUGGUGGUUUUUGCGGUGUACGAGGUCAGUGUUCGUGUGCUCAGGUCAGCACCUCUGGAUCAGCUCUCAUGAUGAGGAAGCACUUCUGAUCACGCCGUUAAUGUAAUCUAUUCUGGUUAUUGUCUUAUUGUAUUACAAUGUGUAUUUAACAUGCCUGGUUAAUGCAGACGAUGAGUCCAGAAUGUGACACAUUCUACCCCAAAAUAAAAAAAAAAGAUUUUUUUUUUUACUUUAAAUAAGAUAUUUUGCAUGAAAUGAGAAUGUUUUUUUGUUAAAUGUGAUAUUUUGCACAGUAUAUUAUUUUGUACGGACUUUACUUUAUUAGAAUAAGAGUAAAUGUAAUAGCAUUAUGAGAACAAUGAGAGGAAAAAAAACAAGCAAACAAACAAUCAAAAACAUUCAUAUUUUACCCCAAAAUCAAAAGAAAAAAAUAAGAUAUAUUAUUAUUGACUGACUGACUUUUUACCAUUAAUGGAGAGUAAUUAAAAUGACAGAACUCAAGAAGCAAUAAUAAUGAGAAAUUGAGGUAAAUUGUGCACCCCAAAAUCAAAAGAAAAAAUAUUUUAAAUAUUUUGCAUGAUACAUUAUUAUGUACUAACUUUAUACUCUAAAAUACUCUGUAAUAUGUACUGACUUUAUACACAGAAGCGGCCGAGGCCACCAAAAUUAAUACAAAACACCCCUAAAAUUCGAGAUAAGGGGGAAAAAAAUGUCUCUGUGCAAGUUCUUGUUUUUAAUAUUUAUAAAGGAGCUAGUAACAACGCACAAGCAAGAGUAUACUGUAUUUCCCGAAUAUCAGCACAAUUGUAAAUGUGAUAUCUAUUCUAUACAACAGUUCAAUAAACAUUGACUUAAGUGACUCACAUUUUAGACUCAGAAUAUUGAGUUUUUGCUCUAUUUCGCCAAUGAAAAUAAAUCCAAACAAAUCCACAAAAGAGCCAACUCAUUUAUGAAUGAAUCAUUCUAAUGAAUGAUUCAACGACUCACUCGUGGCGCGUUCCAAACGGGAUAUAUCGCCCUCUGAAGGCACUUCGGAGUGAAAACAAUCAUGGCCGCCAUAUUGAAGGGUCGUUCCAAACCGAAGUGCUCAAAACUGGCCACUUCAAAGGGCCCUUCGGAGUUAAGGGUUUUGAAGGGUACAACUGAUGGACACUUCGGGUCCCCAUGAUCCUUUGCACAGGGAAGUUGUUUGAUGUCACAGAAUGGGUACAGGAGGCUCGGAGUUCGAUUUAACCUAUAAAUGUAUGUAUAGUAUUUUUCUAUACUACUGUAAUAUUUAUACGAGUUAGAUUUGGUACAUUAUUAUGGUCAAAACGACAUUGCACUUCACCAAAAAUACUUUACAGCUCCCUUUAUCAGUCCAUUCAAAUGUUUCAAAUACAUAGACGCAAUAUACAAUAUGGUGCGAUAAACCAAAAAUAAAUAAACUAACGUUAAACAAAAGGCACAGCUUGCACAAUCUACUCCUCCUUGAUUGUCUCGUAUGCGUUCCAAAAAAAGAGUUUUUUCAGACCCCUACACCCUUCAUCCCUUCGACGCUCUCACUCCGCAGGGUAAACCCUUUGAAGGGAUUAGGGCAUAGGGAUGAGCCCUUCCGAAUGGAACGCAGGGUCAGUCACUUGCUUGCCCUGAAUGAAUCAGCCAUUUUGCAGGAAUCGUUUGACUGAAUGAUUCAAUGACUCACUAAGUGAUUUGCUGCCACCAACUGGUGGUUUAGUUUCAUAUUUAAAAGUAUCGUUUCAUUAUGGUUAAAGAGAUAGAAUGCGUUUAUAAGUAAGUCUAUUUCGAGUAAAAUAUGAGAUAACUUUGUUAAAUAAUGCAGAGAUAAUUGCAGUCGCGUUGCAUUAAUGUUUUUGUCUUUUUCCCUCAUAUUGGGGCCUCCAACUGUUUCUUUGAAACGGGUCUAUGAAUUGCGAAGCCCACUUCUGUUUAUACAUUUAAAAAAAAUUCUCAUUUUUUUCUUUUUGUGGUGGAAAAAAAAAAUCGAUGCAUUAUGAAACUGAUUUUGCAGUUUGCAUAAUGUCCACUGAAUGCUGCUAGCUUAAAUACUAGUCAUGAAAAUGUGUGUACAUUUUGUUAUCUAUUGUUUUGAAUGUUUUCUAAAAAUAUUACAGAAAAUCAAAAUUGUUACAUCCAUCCAGAAUCACCAUGUCUACCUUUAGUACCAGCCCUUAAUCUGCACUUUCCUCUCUGAUACUGAAUGUGUCUUGCUUCAUAAUGAAUGACUGAGGAUGAAUAUCUCUGUGUUGGACUAUAUGAGUGAUGGAUUAAUAACUGAUCCUGUGUCAGUGAGUGUUAAAGAUGCGUUUCACUCAUUCAUUUGUACCUGCAAACACACUGGAGAAGAAACUAAACCUGCUUCAAAACCUGAGUAUGUUCUUCUUAUUUGAUAUUCAUGCUCUACUUUUCCAUUAUUAAACUAUCAGUGGAAAUAUACAAUAAAAUUUUACAUUAUUUAAAUAAACAUAUAUAUUUUUUUAA